GUUUUUAUUUAUUUUUUAACAUUUGUAAAUGCAUAUACAUGAAAAUAUAGUUCAUCAUUUUGUAGAUCUGCUUAAAUUUGAGAUCUUCAAACUAUUACUUCAUAUUGAUGGAUGUAAUUUUAAAGACAAACUGUUGUAAACUUAUGCACCUGCCAUGAUAAAGGAAUUUGAGAUAAGAAGAUUUCACCACGACUAUUAUGCUCAAAGACGGCAGAAUGGCCUUUGAGACAGUCCAGUGAUUGCAUUUUCGGAUAGAGAAGAAAAUGUUUCGUGGUCCAGAGAAAACUCUAGGGAAAUGUUGCCCCCCUUUUCAAGAUGAUAAGAGAAAAGGAAGGAACAAGAUGGCCCUCACUCUCGAGAGCAGCGACCUCUACAACAGACGGAAAUUCUCUAUCUCUCGCAUUGACGAAAUGGAAGACUUACUCGCAGGAGCCAAUCUGGGCCAGGGCCAACUUGGGACACCAGCCAAAGCUCUGGCCAAGAAUCCUGGCCGCAGAGACACUCCCAGACCACAGAAUAUACCUGAUCCAAGUCCUGAAUAUUGUGAGCCCUAUGGAUGCACGCCCCCUGUUGAUGAGAUCCUGAUGAGGAGGAGAUUAUUGUCACCGCAGGAGAGCCAGAAGGAGGUUAACCCACUGCCCAAACCCCCACGUAACCAGGGAAGCCCAAUGGAAAAGAGAAUCACGCAGAUGAAUGAGAGGGAGAUAGCGAAUGAAUUUGUGAAACAGUUCCUGAGCAAUAUUGACAUGAAGCAAGCCUUGGAAGAGGUUCCUCCGGACUUCCCGCCCCCUGAGAGCUUACACAUCAUGUCUCUGGGGGCCAUGGCCUGCACCCGGUGCGGGGAUAGCUUCGAGCCCCAGGAGAAGAUCGUCAACUCCAAUGGUCAGCUGUGGCACACUCAGUGCUUCGUGUGUGCCCAGUGCUUCCGACCGUUCCCCGACGACAUCUUUUACGAGUUCGAAGGCCGCAAGUACUGCGAACAUGACUUCCAAGUGCUCUUUGCGCCUUGUUGUGGCAAAUGCAACGAGUUCAUCAUUGGGCGUGUGAUCAAGGCCAUGAACUCCAACUGGCACCCCCAGUGCUUCACCUGCGAGCUCUGCAUGAAGGAGCUGGCCGACCUGGGCUUCAUCCGCAAUGCUGGCCGGGCGCUCUGCCACGAGUGCAACGCGCGGGUCAAAGCAGAAUCCCUCGGCAAAUACAUGUGCCAUAAGUGCCACUCGACCAUCGAUGGGGAGCCACUACGCUGGCGUGGCGACACCUUCCAUCCUUAUCACUUCAACUGUGCGGCCUGUGGCAACGAGCUGACUGCCAAUGCCCGAGAAGUCAAGAGCAGACCUGGCUACACUGCCAACGAAAUGAACGAACUAUACUGCUUACGAUGCCACGACAAGAUGGGUAUUCCUAUCUGCGGUGCUUGCAGGCGGCCCAUUGAGGAGCGCGUGGUGACCGCCCUGGGCAAGCACUGGCACGUGGAGCACUUCGUGUGUGCCAAGUGCGAGAAGCCUUUCAUGGGUAACCGCCACUACGAGCGCAAAGGGUUGGCCUAUUGCGAGACCCACUAUCACGAACUCUUUGGCAACCUGUGCUUUGUUUGCAACUCAGUUAUUUAUGGUGAUGUGGUAAUGGCCCUCAACAAAGCCUGGUGCACCCAUCACUUUGCCUGUGCUUUGUGUGACACAAAAAUGACGCAGAAAACCAAGUUCUUUGAGUUCGACCAAAGACCCAUUUGCAAGAAGUGCUACGAGAGGUUCCCGCAGGAGCUGAAGAAGCGGCUCAAGAGGCAGCACGAAGUCCAGGCGCGCGGAGGCAAGCCUGCCGUCUAGGCUAGCCUGGGCUGGAAUCUCCCUCCGAUACCCGACAGGCCCUGAAGGCAAUUGACGAGGGGCCUAAGUUUGAGUGAAUAACUGAUUCUUCUCCCUUGAUAUUAUGCCUAUAUCAAAAUCUAGUUUGAUUUUUAAUUUUUGAUUGCUCUCCAUGAUAAUGUGGAAUUGUAACACUUUUAAAUAACAUGGAUAUGAUAUUAAUUUUAAUAGUGAUUAUAGUAAUGAUCAUCUCCUUUAACACUUGAUUGGAUACUAAUUCUUAUAUAAGCAAACAGAAUUUUAUUUGUGUUAUUGACUGCAUUUAUAUCAUUUUACAAAUUAAUAUAAAUAAUGCUGUUGACAAAGUUCUUCCUGUGAACGGAUUUUAACUAGUGUCUGUCUUAUUAUCACUAAAAAGAAUCUUCAUUUAUGAUACCACUGAAACAGACUAAUUAUUUUUUGCUGACGUACGCACAGUUACUGAACCGAAUGAAGUGAAGUUCAUUCAAUAUAAGAAACGUAGGAUAACUAACUUACAAAUAAAUCCAAAAACAUUAAAUAAAGAAACUCAAGAUGACCACAAAUUACCAAGAAACACAAGUCGUCUCAAAAAAAAAAAAAAAAAAAAAAAUCUCAAAGUGUUCACAUCCGGUGGAAGUUCUGGGAAACAGAUAUCUCCCCCACCCCCCCACCCCCCCAUCCACCCCCGCCCACCUACUCAAGAGGAGUGCAACGGAAUAAUCACACCUGUGUCACUGUGUACUGAGGAAGGAAGCUCAUUACGUAUGCAUGGCCUGUGUAAGAAAGGGGCGGAGACUAUGCAGAUUGAUUGUGAAGAAAUUAAGGGGCUAGAGAUAAUCCCGCGGUCUUCAUUAUGCCUUCCGCAGCUUCCUGGAGGCAAGCCCUGUUUUCUUUUUAUUUCCUCUUUGUUGUUGUGUCUUCAUUUGUUUGUUGCCAAUCUUUCUGUCUUUCUUUCCUUUAUCUUGAUCUUUUGCUCUUUUUUUUUUUUUUUUCCUGCUAAUUCUCGUCUCUUUCUAUUUCUUUCUCUCCGUGUCUCUGUCUCUCUUCCCUCCCAUGCAAUCUCUUGUUUCUUUCUCUCCUUCUCUCCCUCAUUCUUUCUCUUUUCCUCUACCAUAUCUCCCUCUUUCACAAAGUUCCCAAUUGAGCCAAAGUUGUGUGUAAAUACUUGCUUUAUUCUUAAUUAGCUAACAUUAGUGCAUUAGGGUGUCCUUUCCUCUUUUAUUCUUAGCUGGAAGUGUAAAAGCAGUAUAGAGAGGUAGUAUGUGUCAUGAUGUUUAUUCUUGAUAUUUUUACAGUUAGUUUUGUCUUUUCAAGUGUUAUGACUAAGAAUCAUUACACAGUUGUUAGGUAAUGUGUUUUUUUUUUGUGUCUUGUCAUGAAAGGAUUUUUUUUUCUAGCUUUUUCUUGCCAUAUUUUUACAGAUGUUACUUCCAAAGAAAACUAGAAAGUAUUCAGAGCAAGAAAAAAAUAACAAGUGUUCCUUUUUUUUUUCUGUUCCUAUUAUUGUCUUUUUCUCUGUAUCUUUUCUUUCCCCUUUUUAUUGUUUUUCUUUUUCCUUCCCUUUCUCUCUCUCUCUCUCUCUCUCUCUCUCUCUCUCUCUCUCUCUCUCUCUCUCUCUC
Molecule: messenger RNA, 3442 nt
Organism: Penaeus indicus
Lineage: Eukaryota; Metazoa; Arthropoda; Malacostraca; Decapoda; Penaeidae
Gene: stck
Product: LIM and senescent cell antigen-like-containing domain protein 1
Exons: 8
Coding region: 264-1823 (519 amino acids)
Biological process (GO): cell-cell junction organization; positive regulation of substrate adhesion-dependent cell spreading; positive regulation of integrin-mediated signaling pathway
Cellular component (GO): cell-cell junction; focal adhesion; cytoplasm
Source: RefSeq, a predicted model, not a curated record